This is a messenger RNA of Symbiodinium sp. CCMP2456, 578 nucleotides long. The record is from the annotation of a GenBank genome assembly. NCBI's taxonomy places the organism in Eukaryota, Dinophyceae, Suessiales, Symbiodiniaceae.
GAGCUGCCAAGGCUGCAGAAAUCGGGUCACAUUGCGGCAGCUCUGGAGUGACCCUGACGUAGUCGGAGCUCGACCGCUAGCGGGGCCCUCCGCCGCGGCGUUCCGACAGCACUUUGAGGAUGCUCACCAGUGGCGCAUGACACGAGUGUUCGGCGAGAGGAUGGUAAACACACCGCCGUCUGCGGCCCAUGUCUUUGUGUCCUGCGCCGUGCUGGAAGGAAUCUUCCUCUGUGUAAACCUGGGCACCUUGUCGCCCCUGAUUUUCGAGAUGUUCAUGCCGUACCACCUCAAGUACACCGCGUUGGUCUUUGCCUGGUGGGGUGGCACAUAUCUGGGUCUGAAUGUGGCAAGAUACGGCCCAUUGGCACAAGGCCCCUGGAUCCUUGCCCGAACGCUGGCGGGUGGCGCCUUCAUGCUAGCCGGAGUGACAGGUCUCGUCCUCGCAGAUGGCCUGAAUGGCAUGGGACCAUGGCCCAGCUAUUGGCUGCUGAUCUUCUGCUACUCAGGGAUGGCGGUCUUCGACGUCGCGCUGACCAGAAGACAGAUGUUACCGCCGUGGCUGCUGAAAUGGAAGCUGG